Messenger RNA from Zea mays, 3437 nucleotides. RefSeq names its product protein FAR1-RELATED SEQUENCE 6. The coding region runs from base 430 to 3066 and encodes 878 amino acids. The record is from RefSeq and is a predicted model, not a curated record. The transcript has 8 exons. NCBI's taxonomy places the organism in Eukaryota, Viridiplantae, Streptophyta, Magnoliopsida, Poales, Poaceae. Gene Ontology annotation, molecular function: zinc ion binding. Gene Ontology annotation, biological process: regulation of DNA-templated transcription.
ACGCAAUGCAAGGGCGUAAAGGCAUGCGAAGGCCAUAUCAUCGCAAUUUUGGUUCGAGGAGCGAUGAAACACUGACAUUUGGGGGCAGCUGUCAGCAAUUUCUCCCUUUUCUUCCUCAUUUACUUAUCCCUCUCGCUUCCCGCAUCCCACGCCGCCGUCCUCCGCACCGUCCACGCCGCCGUCCUCCGACCACCGCGACUCUGCCGCAGCCGCCCUCUGCACCGUCCUCGCCGCGCACCACCGCGACUCUGACCGUGGCCCGCAGUCCUGCCUCGCUGCCAGUACUGAGCCCGCAGGCGGCGCCCGCAGCCGAGCCGGAGGUCGCCAGCGCCGCCAGAAGACUUGCUUCGAGGGAUUCCCUACGGGCUCAAGGUCAAUCAGGUGUGGUCGCAGUUUUCCAUUUUUAGGGUUCAGCUAAACUGGCCCCCCAUGUCCCAUGGUGUGCCCGCCCCCAUGUUAGAAGAGUUGGCGAGGGAGGCAACACUCGCCGAUGUGUCUAUUCUUGUAGAUGGGAAUGACGCAGAGCUACAUGUACAUGGCAAUGGCGCAGAGGUACAUGAUAAUGGCACAGAGUUACAUGGCAAUGGUGCAGUGCUGAAAAGAGUUGAAAUGCCCCAGGAUUUGGGAGCGAUUUCAGCCAAGGAGGUGCCGCUGCAUGAGGGCAAGGAGGUGAUACUUGUGGAUGAUAAUGACAGCGGGCAGGAAGAUGAUGCAGAGGGUAAGGUGGAUGAGAACACACCUCGUGUUGGGCUGAGAUUCAAAACUUAUGAUGACGCUCUCAAGUACUAUAAACAAUAUGCUGAGGAUUCUGGGUUUUCAGCAAUCAUUCUGAAGUCGUCGUAUUUAAAGUCAGGGGUGUGCCGAAGGUUGGUGAUUGGAUGUAGUCGAGCUGGGAGAGGGAGAGCAAAUGCGUGCUAUCUAUCAAGAGAGUCGACCAAGAUAAAUUGUCCAGCAAGGAUAUCUUUGAAGUUAAGGCAAGAUAGAUGGCUUCAUAUUGAUGAUGCUAAGCUCGAGCACAACCAUCCAUACAACCAGUCCACUACAUCACUUAUUAAUUGUUAUAAAAAACUAACAGAUGCCAAGAAUGGGGUAUCUGCCUCACGAUUGAAGGGUCGCAGGAACAUUCCAGCUGAAAAAGAGCAAGGGAACUUCACGGAGAUAGGAAGGCUUAAAUUUGGGGAAGGAGACGAUGAAUAUAUCCAGAAGUUUUUUGGGAAUAUGCAGAACAAGAAUCCUUACUUCUUCUACUUAGUAGAUUUGGAUAAUCAGGGACGUUUGAGGAACUUAUUCUGGAGUGAUGCUAGGUCACGGGCAGCGAAUGAUUACUUUGGUCAUGAUGUUGUUUACUUUGACACCUCAUACUUGACAGAGAAAUAUGAUUUGCCACUUGUUUUCUUCACUGGGAUGAAUAAUCAUGGUCAGCCUGUUCUGUUUGGUACUGCUUUACUGUCAGAUCUAAGUGUUGAUAGUUAUGCUUGGUUACUUAGAGCAUUUUUAUCAUGUAUGAAGGGUCUCUGCCCAAAGGCAAUCAUCACUGAACAUUACAAUGCUAUUAUGGAUGCUGUUCAAGAAGUUCUCCCUGAAGUUAGACAUCGCCUUUGCCUGUAUCGUAUUAUGAAAGAUGUAGCAGAGAACUUGAAAGAACAUGCAGAGUUUAAAACAAUAAAUAAAGCACUGAAGAAAGUAACAUAUGGAUCUUUGAAGAUACCAGAGUUUGAAAUGGAGUGGAAGAAGAUUAUCGAAGAGCAUGGACUUGGAGGAAAUGAGUGCCUCAGUUCCCUUUAUGAGCACCGCCAACUCUGGGCACCUGCAUAUCUGAGAGAUAAAUUCUGGGCAGGGAUGUCUAUUUCACAGCGAGGGGAGUCUAUUUCCUCGUACUAUGAUGGGUUUGUGUACCCAAAAACUUCUUUGAAGCAAUUUUUUAGUAAAUAUGAGAUGAUAUUAGAGAACAAAUACAAAAAGGAGUGGCAAGCAGAUGAAGAAUCUUCCCAUAGGUCUCCAUUGACUGUAACAAAAUUUUACAUGGAAGAGCAGCUGGCUAAAGCCUAUACAAUAAACAUGUUCAGAAAAUUUCAAGAUGAGUUGAAAGCAACAAUGUAUUGCGAUGGUAUGCCAAUUAAAGUUGAUGGCCGACUUGUUACUUUUGAAGUGAAAGAAUGCUCAUACAUGGAAGAUGGAAAGGACACAGAGAGCAGGACCUAUGAAGUUUACUUUUGUAAAGAAGAACCCAAAGUUGAAAUUGAGUGUGAAUGUGGUUUCGUUCAGUUCACUGGCAUCCUGUGUAGACAUGCAUUGUCUGUGUUGAAGUUGCAGGAGAUAUUUGAGAUCCCAAAAGAUUAUGUUCUCGAUCGCUGGAGAAGGGACUAUAAGAAAUUAUAUUAUAAUGCAAAGAAACCUAAUGAAAUGCCUCUUAGUGACAUUGUUGAACGCUCUGAUUAUUUGUUCACACAAUGUAGUCAGCUGCUCAAUCUAGGGUUUGUAUCUGAGAGUAGGUACCUUGUUGCUCUGAAGUUACUGAGAGAAAUGGAAAGAUCUCUUCUGGAUGAUGGACUACCUGCUAGAGACAGGCAGCCAAUGCUUCUUUCCUUUGAGGCUGAUGCACCAGAAAAUGGUCAAGGCCUUUUUAGUCCUCAGUUUUCAGAGGGCGUAAAGAAUUCUCAGUCAGCCCAUGCAAAGCGCCGUGGCCGGCCACUGAAGAAAGUGACAGAAUCUACUGAUGAUACCGUAACACAGCCAAAUAAAGAACAGGAUUUCCUACGAUCAUCAUUUGUCACAGAAAAUACAAAUAUGAUCCAAGGGCCAUCUUCUGCCUCCCAUCUUGAAGGUCCUCACAUGGGAGUGCAAGGAGGCAUUGAUUUAAUGGAUGGAAUACCAAAUCUCUCAUUUGGUAAUCAUUUUGGAAUGGAUAUUAAUCACCAACAUCAAGUACCCAACCACCAAAGGAUGCAGCAGAACAAUUUCAUACAGGUGCAGGCAGAACCACAUGGGUUUGGGAAUCAGUGGGUUUACCACCCAAUGUUGCAGGAUAAUCCAGUGCUAAGAACUCCUGCACGAAGAGCAGGGUAGUGUGUAUUCAUUGCUCUAAUUAUUUCAGUUAAACUUUAGGCACCAUGACUUCUCAGGCUCCUGUAAUGACUUCCUGAGUCCUGAACUAACCUAAGGAUACCGAGGCUGUACGUGGCACUGGCACUCCAGAAUCCAGAUGGCAAGAACUUGGCAGUGAAUCCAAUUGAUUCUAACAUUUUUGUUAUAUGAUACUGUUAGCUGCUCUCACUAGGAUGAAUGUUCAAACUGUACAUAGCACUGGCUCUAUAAUAUGAUCUUUUUAUUUCCUGAUUUGCGCCAGAACUGAUAUUUUGUGGCAGAGGACGCGUAUUGUUUAGCAUAUUGGUUUGUUUCAGACAAAGAUCAGACUAGUAUGCUGUAUGCCUUUAAAA